Molecule: messenger RNA, 519 nt
Organism: Penicillium cataractarum
Lineage: Eukaryota; Fungi; Ascomycota; Eurotiomycetes; Eurotiales; Aspergillaceae
Exons: 2
Coding region: 1-519 (172 amino acids)
Source: RefSeq, a predicted model, not a curated record
AUGAAGACUACGAAGCCAUUAACUACUCGUUUUCCUAGCUUGCUUCGCAAGAAACCAUUUCCCAUACCUUCCCAGGGCCACCCUUACCGCCUGGCAUACUCAUUGAUGAAGAGAUAUCGCCAGUCUACGAUUCCAAGCGCUUUUAUCCAGCGAGACCUGGAGAGGUACUCGCCGAUCGUUAUCAAAACUUGGUCAAGGUCGGUUGGGGCGUGUCUUCAACAGUAUGGCUCGCGCGGGAUUUGUAUUGGUAGCCACAGACACGUCGAAGAGUCAGAGAGCGUCAUGGCACUGAAAAUUCUCAAUAAUAAUUCCAGUCCUGCUCAGUGCGAAGUUGAAGAGCAUAUCUCUACGGCAGACCCGUCAUCGCGGUCGCUCGCUUAUACGGACAUUGCUAGACUCUUUUCAAGUCGAAGGCCCAGAAGGUUAUCACUCAUGCUUGAUGUAUCCACCUAUGAGAAAGCCGUUGUUGAUGUAUCAGCGGCGCUUCAAAGACAGAAAGAUGCCACUGCCGCCUAUUAA